Anolis sagrei ordinatus is the source of this 3942-nucleotide messenger RNA. The record is from RefSeq and is a predicted model, not a curated record. Lineage: Eukaryota; Metazoa; Chordata; Lepidosauria; Squamata; Anolidae.
UCCCGAGUGGGCGCGGCCUGCGUGCGAAGGGGGCGGCCACGGCGGCAGAGGGAGCCCGCCUUCCCUCUCUCCGUCCACGCCACGGAGUUGCGGGAUGCAUCCGCCCCGCGUGGCUUCAUGGAGCCCCGUCCGGAGGAAGGGGAGGGUCCCGCGGGGGGCGCCUUCCAGCUGGUGCCGGUGCAGCUGUGCGGGGGGGCGCCCUGGGGCUUCUCCCUCCAAGGGGGCCUCGAGCACGGAGCCCCCCUCCUCGUCGCCAAGGUGGAAGAUGGAGGGAAGGCGGCCCUGUCUCAGAAGAUGCGCUCCGGGGAUGAGCUGGUGAACAUCAACGGGACGCCACUCUACGGCUCCCGGCAAGAGGCCCUGAUCCUCAUCAAGGGCUCCUACCGUACCCUCAAGAUGAUCCUCCGCAGGAGGAACGUGCCCCUCAUCCGGCCGCACUCAUGGCACCUGGCCAAGCUUUCCGAGGGCCGGACUGAGGCGCCCACCAUGCCCUGUCCGCCUGAUGCCUUCAGCCUCUCCUGGCACUCCGGUUGCGACACCAGUGACCUCUCUCUGCCUUGGAGCCCACUCUCCCGGCAUUGCAGCACUGACCGGAGCAGCUCCCUGGGGAGCAUGGAAAGCCUUGGCCCGGCUGGCCAGAACUACUUGGAGGGCAGCCUCUCCCCCAUCGACCAGGCCAUGUACCAGGACAAGCGUGAUUCCGCCUACAGCUCCUUCUCCGCCAGCUCCAACGCCUCUGACUCCGCCCUGCGCCCCGAGGAGGGAUCCUCUACCGAGAGUGCCACGCAGCAGCAGCCACUGCCACCGGACCCCCGGUACCUGCAGACGGGAAGCGAAGGGGUGGACCCAGCAGUGGGCAGCAGAGCUGGGCAGCCCCGCACUCGGACCUCUGUCCAAUCCACCCCCUCUGCUCCUCAGCCUCCCAUCAGGCAGGACAGCUUGAGAGCCUGCAACCCGCUCCCAGAAGGACCCCCAAACCCUAAAGGGCGCUGGACCUCGGACACUUCCCUCUGUGUCCGUGGGCAAGAGAGCCCAAGCUCCACGGGGCACAGCAAAGAUCCUUUAGCCACUGAGCAGUACUACUUGCUUAGCUCGCACACUGACCAGGUGAUGGAGAAGGAGGUGCCGAGUGCCGAGUCCCUCUUGAAUGAAGGCGAUAAGGGGGUCUGCCCCACAGAAGACCAACAUCUAGAAAGGAAGAAUGAUGGGGACAGGCGGGACCACCAUCUUGAUGUCUCCUGGCCGGGGCCUCUAGGCCACCGGCAUAGUGCCCCAGAGCAUUUGCUGGCUGCCCAGUUGCAGAUGCUGAAUGUGUCCCAUGCUCAGGAUGAUCCCCAAUGGACCGUGUCUCCACUCCACCUGGAGCAAAAGGGCCCCAAUGCUUGGCAGAACCAGGUCCAGAACAGGCAGAGGUCCCCAGAACAGGUAGAAGAAACAGAUCUCUGCUUGGGUACAAAGGAAGGCAUCAAGUGUCCCCUUGAAAGACCCCGAAGUGCCUCUGUUGAGUUGCCCCCUGCCUUAUCUGUACAGCAAAAGCAACUGCUAGGAAAUGGGGACCCCCCUGUUGCCUCCAUUGGCACGAAUGCAUUGACAGAAGGGAUCCGGGAUGCAGGAGAGAGCCGCCCAGCUGCCAAGAAGGGUGUCUUGGCCCCACACCGCUCUGCCCAGAUGCGCCGGCGGAGCGACCGCUUUGCCACCAACCUGCGGAAUGAGAUACAAUGGCGGAAGGCUCAGCUGCAGAAGUCCAAGGGCUCAGCUGCCCUCUUGUUUGGGGAGGAAGCUGUGGAGGAGGCUGAGGAGCCCCCAAGGAGUCCCUCUGGCUUGGAGGCCCCCUCCUGGUCUCCCACUCCUCCUCCUAAAGCCCCCUCCCCUCUGCCUCCUCCUCCACCUCCCUCCUUGGUAGAGAGCAGGCCUCAACGAUCAGGACCGAGCAUCAAGCGCUGGAGCUCAGAGCUGAGUGUCUUUGGAGGAGAUGGUACUUUCCGCAGCCCUGGCCCAGAAUCCAGGUUGAGAGCCCCAGGGCCUGAGAGGCCUCCCAAGUCCCCUCUGCCCCCAGUUCCUGGGCGCGGGGGGCGCUGGCGCUGGUCCCCGGAGCACAAACUGCAGCCGAACAAUGGGAGUCCGCAGCCGACCGAGCCAGAGUCUCCGUCCCGGCACUCGGAGGAGUCGGGCCUCUUGCCAUUUGCCGACCGGAGGAGGUUCUUUGAGGAGAGCAGCAAGCCCCUCUCUCCCACCUGUGCCAGGUUUGGGGGAGUGCCACCCCUCAGGCGGGAGGAGGAGCGGAGCAGUGCCUUCCAGCCGGUGGGCUGUGACCAUAUUGGGCAGCAGAGACGGCGCCACUCCAUGGACCAUUCCUACCCGUUGGAGCCCACCUACCAGGAGUUCUACCAGCCGCUGCCUUGGCACCGGCCGGAUUGGGAGUGCUGGCAGCCCUUGCCCUGUGCGUGUGCACCCCGGGAGGCUUGCCCCUUCUGCCAUGGGGAGCAGCGGUGCCCCCCAAUGCACCACAGGAACCCACCAGUGCCCCCUGGCCACUACACCCACCACUGCCGCCCCCUCGCCUGGACCCGCUGCCCGGACUGCUGCUGCCCGGCUCCGCACCAGCGCCUGGAGGAAAGGGGAGGUCCCUGGCUUGGGAGAAAGGCCUUUCCAAUGGAAUUUCCUGCAGACGAUUGGGAGCCCCCUGCGAUAAACAGGAAGACCAGCCAGUCAAUGAGUGAGCUGCCCCAGCACCAGAUGGGCUUUGCCAGGGCCAGCCCCUUCUGGACCUGCUUCGAGGAGCCUGAACCCGAACGGCCGCCCUCCUUCUGCCGCUCCUCCUCCUCCUGGGACCGCGAAGGGCUGGGGCGAGAGGCUAUGGGUCUGGAGGAGCCCCGCAUGGCCCCCAUCCGCGGAAGAGCCUACUCGGAAAGCCACCUUGGUGUGGAGCCGCCCAGCAGCAGGGAUGGCCGGGAAGCUCUCCUAGCCAAGGUGGAGGAGGCCCCUCUGGAACCGCCUUGUGCGGCCCAAAGGAAGGGCCCGCCCCCUCCACGGCCACCGCCCCCCAACUGGGAGAAGUACCGCCCCCGAUGCCAGCUGCCACCCACCAGAGCCGGCACUGAAUCCCCUCUGGAGGCGGCCCGGAAGCGGUUGCAAAGCCUCCCCUUGGAGCAACUCAGGGACGAAGGUCCCCGUGGGCAGAGCCCUUCCUCUUCCUGUGCCAGCCCCUCCAAUCAAGCUGCCUCCUCCUCACCCUCCAGGAUGCCCACGGAGCCAGGCAGCCUUCGCUAUUACUGUCACCGCUCUCCGUGCCAGAGCCCCGAGUGGCCCACUCUGGACCCCAGCGACAAGAGCGUAUCCUCCCGGCCAUCCAGCUCCUUGGAGGAGGAAGCCACCCCUGAGUCGAGCUGGGAAAAGGGGCAGAGCGGACUCGUCCACAGAACCACCGAGCCGGCCUCCCCAAGCAGCCUCCCCAGGAUUCCCUCCCCCAAGGAGCACCAUCCGGCACAGUCAGGGGCCACAAGAGACGCCCUCCCCUGCAGCAAAGUCAUGGGACCAGGGCCCACUGUCUCCCGCCUGGAUUCGCAGGAGCUGAUGCGGGACGUGGCCGGGAGGGACCGCUCCUUGGCCGGGGUGCUGGGCCCCUCCUUGGGCCGGAUGACAGCAGCCGAAGUCAUGGAGGACCUCUUCUCCGCGGGAGACGGCUCCGCCUGGACCAGGAGAGAUUGGUCAGCCCAAGACAGGGACCAAGACCCUCCUGAGAGGCAGCUGCCUCAAUCUGCCCCCCUAGAUUAUGGGGGGAACCCCAGCAGCUCCUCCUGCUCAACCUAUUACAAUACAUCCAUGGGCAAAGCCGAGGUGCCCCCCAAAGGGACUGCCCUCAGUUCCGAGGACGAAGAGGAGGAGCUGGAUUGUGACCUGGCCCAGAAGAAGGUAAAGGUGGGGCUAAAGUAACUUUGCUGU